Molecule: messenger RNA, 936 nt
Organism: Miscanthus lutarioriparius
Lineage: Eukaryota; Viridiplantae; Streptophyta; Magnoliopsida; Poales; Poaceae
Source: the annotation of a GenBank genome assembly
AUGGACGCGCCCUUCUUCCACGAGCUCAGGCGGCAGGCCUCCUCCUACCUCACCGGCAAGAUCCGCUCCGCGCGGCUGGCGCUCACCGACGUCACCCCGACGCAGCUCAUGACGGAGGAGGCGACGAACGGCGACGCGUCGCCGCCGAACGUCAAGACGAUGGGCCUCAUAGCCCGGCAGGCGUUCGAGGUCGACGAGUACGUCAGGAUCACCGACAUCCUGCACAGGCGCUUCGCGAGCUUCGACCGCAGGCAGUGGCGGGAGGCGUACAAGGCGCUGCUCCUCCUCGAGCACCUCCUCACGCACGGGCCCCGCAGCGUCGCGGUGGAGUUCCAGAAGGACAGGGAGGCAAUCGAGCAGAUGGCCACCUUCCAACACAUCGACGAGAAAGGCUUCAACUGGGGCCAGACGGUGAAGAGCAAGUCAGACCGCGUGCUCAAGCUGCUGGAGCGCGGCCCGUUCCUGGAGGAGGAGCGCGAGCGGGCACGCAAGAUCGCGCGCGAGAUCAAGGGCUUCGGCAGCUUCAACCUCAGCAGCGCCUCCCACGCCGUGUCGCAGCCAUAUCCCGGUGACGAUGGAAGCCGCGGCUACGGCCGGAGCAACUCGCAGUACGAGGAGCGGUGGAGGCACGAUGACGGCGACGACGGCGGCGGCCGGUUCGGGCGGAGCAACGACUCGCAGUUCGAGGAGCGGUGGAGGCACAAGGAUGGCGACGACAGCGACAAGGAGAAUCUGAUACAGAGCCCGGAGCCGACGACACGGGUCGAGGCGGAGGCGGAGGAGCUGCACCACCACCACCCGUUCCACGGGUUCGGGCAACAGCGGCCGGAGGCGACGCUGCUCCUGAGCCAGUGGACGGGAUCAGCCGGUUCGUGUCAUGGUGAUGUGAAAAGAACCGUGUGCUCAACUAGCUUUUCUCCCGUCCUCGAAGGCUGA